AUGUUUCAGGGUGCAGAGAUAUGUCUACCCCGAAAGAAAAGGGUUUGGGAAUCAUUCCGCUCAAACACCUACAGAAUAUUUGAUAGAAAUGUGCCGGAUCGAUUAAGUCCAGAUGAAGUUUACAAGGACCACAAAUAUGCCACCCGAGAUCCAGGAGAAGCUGAGCUGCUGAAGACUCACAACCUCCCACAGCCCUACAACGUCAAGUUCAUUAGAACCAACGUGAGGUUCCUUAACGAGCCCAUUGCUCAUAUAGGAACGGAGAGCAUGAAGUCAGAACAGUUUAAAUGGUGGUUAAAUACCCCAGCUCAGGAUGUGUUGAGUAAACCAGUGUACUGUAAGGAAAGCACUCAGAGAAGCGAUUAUCAGCACAUCGCACCACUUCCAGUUAUCAGGGUUCGAGGUGAACAAAACAGACCUCCAGCUACAGGAAUCAUCCCAACAUUGAGUCCACUUGGCCAGCCUAAAGAACUCAUAGAAUUCAUAUCAUUUAAUCACCAUUAUGACUCCAGGAGACCCCACGAUCAACCCUACCAAAAAUCAUGUCACGGAGCCUUUGUGUGCAGCGAGAGUGGGGCGAUGGGGCCUAUCGCAUUCCAGAGCAAAGAGGGGAUUCAGUCAGCCCCAAAGUGGAUCGCACAUGGACUGAACUCUUCCCAGCAUGCACUUCUCUCCUCUCAGCAGAUGUGUAUGUCCACUGGGAACGUCUUUAACCAGCCAGGCCCUGAUGACAAAAACUCCCACAGUGGAAAUAAAAAUAAUGGAGAGAGUUUGUAAUCAGUUGGAUGGGAACCAGUGUGUCUGUGUGGACGACUCCAAUGCUGGUGUCUGAAUAUUGGGUGUAGAAAACACCCAGUGAAUUUUGGUAGUGCUUCUGAUGUCAUAUAUCAACAACUGUAAUUUUUCAUAAAGUGAGCUGCAUAUACAACAGCCCAGCAGCUGUGAUUUGGAUUUGAUUACUAAAA
This is a messenger RNA of Trichomycterus rosablanca, 965 nucleotides long. RefSeq lists its product as uncharacterized. The record is from RefSeq and is a predicted model, not a curated record. The transcript is spliced from 5 exons. Lineage: Eukaryota; Metazoa; Chordata; Actinopteri; Siluriformes; Trichomycteridae. Bases 1 to 777 code for a protein of 258 amino acids.